This is a messenger RNA of Cryptosporidium ubiquitum, 996 nucleotides long. RefSeq lists its product as uncharacterized. The coding region runs from base 1 to 996 and encodes 331 amino acids. Lineage: Eukaryota; Apicomplexa; Conoidasida; Eucoccidiorida; Cryptosporidiidae. The record is from RefSeq and is a predicted model, not a curated record. The transcript is spliced from 2 exons.
AUGGAAUACAAAAACAAAAAGUUUAUAGUAUUUCCAAAUACAAAUACAGAUUUGGAGAGGAAAUUAAAGAUAGUUAUUUUGCCUAAUCCUUAUGUUAACGUACUCUGCGAGUAUUUAUUUGAUUCAAAUCACAAUGAAGUAUAUGAAAUUCAGGAAAUGGCAGAAAGGUCUAAUGGGAUCACACCAUCUGCAUUUUUUGGAAAUGACUGUAUUUCGAAGUUAGAAUUUUGUGGGGCAAUGAAUAUUGAUACUUUCUUCUUUUUGCUGUCAGCUUUAGCCUUUGCUAGAAAUAAGCAGUAUAUUAAUAAAGAGCUUUCUCAAAUAGUAUCAUAUUAUAUCAGUAAUCUUAAACUAGAACUAGAACAGAGUGAUCUUGACUUAUUUGACCAAGCUGAGGCAAAUAUUAGAGAGCUGUUUCAGGAAUUUCUUUCAGACACAAAAUUAAUUGAAAAAAUUAAAAAGGUUUGUGAUAUUUUACAAGAAGGAAAUGAACCACCUAAUGGAAAAAAUUACUCUACUAAACUCACCUUAAACGACGAAAAACUUCUAGAUUAUCUUUCUGGAAGAAUAAUUAAGGCUGCAAAAAUCGCAUCUGAAAGAGAUCUUGUUUUUAAAGAAUAUUAUAAUGACUCUGAAAUAAUUUCUCCACAGGCCUCACUCUCACAAGUUCCCGCUCAAGAAAUUGCAUGUGAUUUAUUAUUUGCAUGCAUACCUAAAGUCCUAUCAAACGUUAGAGAGAGAUUAAAGAGAAGAUUUGGAGAGUUUAAAACAAAAAAUGAGUUGGGAAACACUGAAAAAAAUAGUAUUACUUUGAGCAAACAUCCAAAGAAUCAAUAUAUUGGAGUCAAAAAAGGUAUUAAAAGAAACCCUCCAGUAAUUACAAAACCAACAUCAUCAAAAAGGGCGCUACCUCAUAAAUCCUCAAAGCUUAUGGUAAAUAAUGACAUAUCAAACGGAAAUAUACUUCAUUUUUUGAAAAAGAAAAAAACAGAGUAG